GCCUGGGGAGUGGCGGAGGCCCCGCGUCUCUACCCUUAUCUCACCACCUGACAGCAGAACCAGGCGUCCUUUGGGGGACCCCACAGGGGGGCGGAGCCUCCUGAGGCCCACUGCGCCGCUCCGCGGGGUCGAGGGGUGCUAGCACCUAGGGGAAGGAUUCCUCGGAUAGGACUCAGGUUUGCAACCAAGGAAGAGAAUGAUUCUCUCCAGGUGGAACCCAGGGCCGCUCCUCCAGCGAGAGCAGCAGCCCCGAAGAGGAAGCCGGUCAGGGCCAACUCUGGGCUGGGAAAAGGAUCUGACCUUGUGGACCUCACAGGCUGACAGGGGAGCUGCCCCUCAGAGCAGUAUGGAUGCCCCCCGAAGGGACAUGGAGUUGCUCAGCAACAGCCUGGCGGCCUACGCACACAUCCGCGCUAACCCUGAGAGCCUUGGCCUGUACUUCGUGCUGGGCGUCUGCUUUGGCCUGCUGCUGACCCUGUGCCUACUGGUCAUCAGCAUCUCGUGCGCGCCCCACCCGCGGCCCCGGGGCCCCGCUCUGCGCCAGGGUCCCCGCAGCAGCACCCUGGAGCCCGAGGACGACGAGGAGGAUGAAGAGGACACGGUGACGAGGCUGGGCCCCGACGACACGCUGCCUGGCCCUGAGCUGUCACCGGAGCCGGAUGGGCCUCUCAACGUCAACGUCUUCACGUCUGCCGAGGAGCUGGAGCGGGCACAGAGGCUGGAGGAGCGAGAGCGGAUUCUGCGGGAGAUCUGGCGUACCGGGCAGCCGGACCUGCUAGGUACCGGCACGCUGGGGCCCAGCCCCACGGCCACUGGUACUCUGGGCCGCAUGCACUAUUACUGACCAAGCCUGGCUCCGCUUCCGCUGCACGGCGCUCUGAGCACUGGACAUACAGAUGAGCCCAGAGCUGUCCCAGGACCUUGGGACUGCCCAUGCCCCCAUGGCUUCCCUGGUGCAAGCGGGCAUGGACUGCCAUCCUCAGAGGGGAGCAGGAUUGGGGGUCCCCGCGGGCCAAGCAGGAUGGGAGAGGGAGGUGUCUCCCCUGCCCUGGAGCCUGCCUGGGGAUGAUGAAGAGGUGAAGUGACCAAUGAAAGCUGCGUUGUCUGUG
Otolemur garnettii (small-eared galago) is the source of this 1109-nucleotide messenger RNA. RefSeq names its product eva-1 homolog B (gene EVA1B). NCBI's taxonomy places the organism in Eukaryota, Metazoa, Chordata, Mammalia, Primates, Galagidae. The record is from RefSeq and is a predicted model, not a curated record. The transcript has 2 exons. The coding region runs from base 197 to 844 and encodes 215 amino acids.